AUGAUUUUGAGAAUAUAUUCUGAUGAUUGUAUACAAAUGUUGCUCACAUUUCCACUUGACCCGCCACCAGCAACCAUUGAAAUUAUACAAGAUAUCAUAUAUGCACAUUCAUCAUCGUUAGAUGGGCGACGAUUUGCUGAUGAAUUUAUUAAAAGGAGAAAAGCAGAUGUUAACUCAGCCGGUUCAGGUGUUAAUCAUUCCGAAGGUAGAUCAAGCAAAGAAACAGGGCCAGGGGUUUUGAAUGUUAAAGAUGAUUAUUCUGGUAAUGGUGGUGGUGUUGGAACAUUUAAAAUUGUCACAACCAAAAAAGGCAAAAAAAAACAUUAG
Messenger RNA from Entrophospora sp. SA101, 327 nucleotides. Lineage: Eukaryota; Fungi; Glomeromycota; Glomeromycetes; Entrophosporales; Entrophosporaceae. The record is from the annotation of a GenBank genome assembly.